Messenger RNA from Medioppia subpectinata, 990 nucleotides. NCBI's taxonomy places the organism in Eukaryota, Metazoa, Arthropoda, Arachnida, Sarcoptiformes, Oppiidae. The record is from the annotation of a GenBank genome assembly.
CGGACAUUCUUUGCGGUGACUUUGAUUCGGUGACAACGGAUCGGCUCAACCACUUUCGACAAAAAGGGGUCAAAAUAAUGGCAACGCCUGACCAGAACUACACCGACUUUCAGAAAGCCGUCAAAAUAAUCCUUCACUUAAACAAACGCUCCGUCUAUGAGAACAAUAAUGUGUCGGCAGUGGUGGCCAAUAACGGCCAUAACGGGUCGCCAUCACCACAACCGCGCCCUAAUGGUCAACAGUCACCCCCACCCCCAUCGCCACGUGAUCGGGAGGUGUGCGGAGCUAUUAUAGCUAUCUGGUCGUCGUUGGGACGCAUAGAUCAGGUGCUCACUAACAUCAAUACGUUGUACAUCAAUGAGUUGGAGAACGGUUACGGAGCGGGCGAAGGGGGCCAACACUACGUCCCCAUAAUCCUCUUUCAAGUUCACAAUUCCGUCACUUUCCUCUUGCAUAAGGGAACCCAUGUGAUAGAGUCAAACCAUGAGGCCAAAUGGUGUUCACUGGUUCCAGUGGGCGCCCCCUGUCUGGUGACCACAACGGGUUUCCGGUGGAAUCUAACCAACGAUACCAUGUCUUUCGGCUCACUGAUCAGUACGUCCAACGAGUUUGACCCCGAGUGCCGUUCCGUACGCAUAGAGACCGAUCGACCCGUCCUUUUCUCUUACGAUAUCUCAAAGUCCGAUCCAUUGGUUAUACCAAACAAAUAGUCAAUCAAACAAAUUAUUUGCCAAAACCAAUGAUUUUGUAAUUCAUUUCUUAAAUUGUGAUUUCAUUGAUAUAGUGUUAAUGUUUAGAGAGCUUAUAAUAAUGAGAGUUAUUUUAAAUAACUUAUUUGUUCCAAACAAAAGAGUCAUUUUUUAAAUUUUUCAUUAAUUAAUUAAUUAUAAUUAUAAUGUAUUCCCGGUUUAUAUUUAAUUUAUCGGACAAUUUCCUGACCGGAAUAGGGGGUAGGUGUCCAUAACGAUCGUUAUGUUCACUUUAACAGAC